Microplitis mediator is the source of this 1762-nucleotide messenger RNA. RefSeq lists its product as uncharacterized. The transcript has 5 exons. Lineage: Eukaryota; Metazoa; Arthropoda; Insecta; Hymenoptera; Braconidae. The record is from RefSeq and is a predicted model, not a curated record. The coding region runs from base 319 to 1455 and encodes 378 amino acids.
GAAUAGACACGCUAGAACGCUUUAACCUAUACUGUAUCCUGAACUUUAUCAAGCGACAGUAUAAGUAAACAAAACUUUUGUAGAAGUUUCGAUGAAUGUAAUAGAUUAUACUGUCGAGAAAAAUCAUAACAUAGAUUUUUUGUGCUUGACACGCGUUCAGAUAGUUAAAUUGUACAGAUUAUUCCAAUCUAUGUUAGGUUUUUUAUAAUUGAUUUACUGACGCUGAUAAAAGUGAACACAAGUGAUUGCUUUGUGUUUUAAAUGUUUUCAUUCAGUUCUUGACAACUGACAGUUGAUAAUCUUAUUUAAGUACUAAAAAUGGCAGUACUUUCGAAAUGGGUGUUAAUUAAAACUGAUGUAGAAAGUAAUUUUGUUUAUAAAAUUGCUCAUCGAAGUAAGCUCUACAUAAAAACUCAGCAUGGCCCCUUGAAAAUUACAAGUGAGGAUGAUUUAAAUCGUGCAAUAUACAUCACUACAGUUAAUGAUGACGAAGUGAAAAUAAAAAUUUUUGAUCAUCAUGAUGACCCUGACGUCUUACGAGAAAGAAAUAAACAUGUAACAGACAAAAGAAUUCCUAUUAUAAAAAGAACGAGUAUCGGAACACCGACUGCAGGACUUAAGAAAAAUCCAAAAUUACCCGCUAAAAAAAAGAAAAAUAUACCAAGUGGUAAGUCAAAGGAUGAUGAUGAGUCUGAUCAUUUUUAUGCAUUAUUGGAUGACAAUGACAAUGAUGUUAGCGUCCCGGGGAACCGUCAUCAAACUAUCAGUCCUGAUUUACCGCAUGAUGAUGUGCACGAUGAUAAUUCUGGGUCGACGUCACCUUUGAGGGAAACACAUGAACCUUUCGCACCAUCAAGCCCCCGUAACGAAAGUAAUAUAAAUUUGAUGGAAACAGUAAAUCAUAUACAAACUGUGACUACUACUAAUAGUAGACAAAUUAAUCAGUUACGCAGAGUAUGUAUAACAAAAAAAAGUCUUGAUGAGUCUUUGGAAAAUUUCGCUAGAAGAAUGACAACAGCGAACAAAGAAAACUGUUGCCAAAGUGAAGAGCCACAAUUUAAUGCAGAUAAUAAGGUGCAAAUUUUGAAUGAUUUUGCCAUGGAUUAUAAUUUAUACUACUCUGCGAUUACUGCCAGUACCAACUCAUACAGGGCCAAGAAAGUAAUGGCACAAUUUUGGUCGGAAGGUGAGCGACUCCAGCUACUCACUACGUACGACCCAAAACGACCUGAAAUGCGUAUCGUAUCAGACACAGAAUACAAAAAAUUGAUAGAGAUCAUGAAUAAAUUACAAGAAAUUCAAGCUAUACCGGUGCAUACACCAAAAGAUCGAGUUUUAUCAAAUAUGAAAAAGUGGGUCUCAGCAUGGUUAAAAUCUAAAAAAUCCACCAUUAAAAAUCGUGAAACGCUAAGAGGAGAAGGAGAAGAAAAUGAAGAAGAAGAGAAGGAUGAUUAGAAAGAGAAGGGCGAGAUUAAAUGAUAUACGUGAUGUUACUAAGUCAUAAUUUCUAAAGUAAUUGUUUAACUAUAUUAUUGAUAACUUAUAAUAGUAAAAGUAUUAACGAUGUUGAGAAUAAAGUCUUUGUCACUCUAAGUAGAAUUUAUCAUUUUAUGUUUAAGAAUAAUAUAUAGAUUUUUAAAAUGUAUAUAAUUUAUUUUCAAGUUUAUAAAAAGUUUGUCAAUCUUUUCAGUAUCUCAUAUCUUGUAACAGAUUCAAUUACAUGCUUCUAUCACAAUCAUUAUUUAAUAUUUAUAAUCACAAG